Acipenser ruthenus (sterlet) is the source of this 2142-nucleotide messenger RNA. Its product is annotated as G1/S-specific cyclin-E2-like. Bases 94 to 1278 code for a protein of 394 amino acids. Gene Ontology annotation, biological process: G1/S transition of mitotic cell cycle; regulation of cyclin-dependent protein serine/threonine kinase activity. The record is from RefSeq and is a predicted model, not a curated record. Gene Ontology annotation, molecular function: cyclin-dependent protein serine/threonine kinase regulator activity. Lineage: Eukaryota; Metazoa; Chordata; Actinopteri; Acipenseriformes; Acipenseridae. The transcript is spliced from 12 exons. Gene Ontology annotation, cellular component: cyclin E1-CDK2 complex; centrosome; nucleus.
UCGGUGGGAUAUAAGGAUUGGCGCCGGCGCCAGCUGAUGUACAUUUUAUUCAUCAGUCAGACCUUCUGAGGCUUACGUCUGUCAACCACGAGGAUGUCAAGGCGCAGUGGCCGUUUACAAGCACAAAUUGAAAACACUUGUCCUCAGAAAGACCAAAAUGCAAGAAAAAGAAAAUCUGAGGAAUGCAGCAGGAGAAAGCUAGAAACACACGUCUCCAAAAAGCACAGCUAUGAGAUACAGAGUCGCUGGGCAUCUGGAGGAGCAGUCAGCCCCUGUAUGCUCAUUGAAACUCCCCAUAAAGAAAUGGAGGUCACAGACUUCUCUGGGUUCACAAAGUACAGAUUCAAAAACCUUUUUAUAAAGCCUUCCCCACUACCAUGCCUCAGCUGGGGGAGUUCAGAUGAUGUGUGGAUAAAAAUGCUCAACAAGGAAUUAAAAUAUGUUCAUGACAAAAGCUUCUUGUACCAGCACUCAAAGCUGCAGCCAAAAAUGAGGACGAUUCUUCUGGACUGGCUCUUAGAGGUAUGUGAGGUGUACACACUUCACCGGGAAACCUUCUACCUGGCUCAGGACUUCUUUGACAGAUUUAUGCUAACUCAAGAGAAUAUCAACAAGAACAGGCUGCAGCUCAUAGGAAUUACCUCACUCUUCAUUGCUUGCAAAAUAGAGGAAAUCUACCCUCCAAAACUACAAGCGUUAGCCUAUGUCACCGAUGGUGCCUGUACAGAGAAAGAAAUCCUAGACAUGGAGUUAAUUGUAUUAAAGGCAUUGAACUGGAACCUCUGUCCAGAGACUGCCAUCUCUUGGUUGAAACUCUACAUUCAAAUGGCCUCUUUAAAGGAAGACCCAAAUAUUUUACUACCUCAGUUUUCUCAGGACACUUUCUUACAGGUAGCACAGCUUUUAGAUUUAUGCAUCCUUGAUAUCAACUCAUUAGAUUACCAGUAUGGAGUAUUGGCAGCUGCUGCAUUUUUUUACCAUACCUCAUUAGAAGUGGUUCAGAAAGUAUCAGGGUUAAAUUGGGACUCCAUUUCAAACUGUGUGAACUGGAUGGCUCCUUUUGCUACAACUGUAACAGAAAGCUCUCCUGCUAAGUUGAAAGAUUUCCAGAAAAUCUCUACAGAAGACAGACACAACAUCCAAACCCACACCAAUUACCUGGACAUCCUGAAUGAAGCUCACCAGAAGCAGGCAGAAAGUCCUACUAUGGGACGGUUAUCACCAGUGUCGGUGGGAGGAAUCUUGACGCCACCAAAGAGCACAGAAAAGCCUCUUUGAAUCUUACAUACUAACCACCCAGCAGACUUGUGGACCAAAACACAAAUUAUCCAGUUUCAAAAGAAAUUAUAUCUAUCUAUCUCUCUCUCUCUAUAGCUAUUUUAGAAAAUGAUUUUGCGAUUUUUACAAUAUUUCAUUAUCACCUGUUAUUUAUUAAUUUAUGCUUGGUUAAAGCAUACCAAACAGAUGGUCCAUAAAGUACAGUACAAUUUAAUUUCUGUACCAAAAAAAGCUUAGGGGUACACAUUAUCCCCUACCCCCACCAUAUUUCAGCUGGUUUGUGCCAGUAACAGUGUAUUAUGCCUUGAACAGUGUGUUUUCUCGUACAUUCUUGAAUGUGAUAGCUUUAAAAGCUACCUACUUUUUUUUCCUCUAAAAAGUUUUACAUGAGCUAGAUCUAGGUAAUAUUUUACAUAUUCUUGUGAAUUAAUGUAAUUCCUGGGAAACUUGAAUAUAUUUUAUUUUUGUAAUUGUGGGAAGUAUUUCUGAGCUUAAAGACAAAAUCCUAUAUUUAUACAACUUGUAGAUGCUGUGAUGAAAUGUAAUUCCAGCUUGUUUUGUUUUGUAAAUGUGUGUUAGGCUCUUUAUAUACACGUUUAUUUGUAAAAAAUAUCAGUAAGAGUGUAUAAAUUUACCCCAGAAUACCCUUAACUUAACAUCAUUGCCAAAGGCAAGUAUUUAAUAAUUAAAAGUAUGUCAAUAUUUAUUUAUAUUUCAAGCUUUUUAUGAUAUCUUACAGCCAACCCUCCCCCAUAGAAGAGUUCAGUUGGAGGAAAUUUAAAUGCUUUCCUUCUCAAAAGUUACAUUAUUUAAUAAAUGGCCUGGCCCAUUUGGUCCAGUAAUUCCUCACAAUUCAAGGCUGAA